GUUUGUACGAUACAAAGUUUGACAAGUACAGAGUAAUAUCAUAACUCUUAUCUCCCACACAAACACAAAAAGAAAUUGAAAAGGAAGGAAUCUCAAUAUAUACCAAAAAGCCUCUUCGAACAUUCUUAUUCUUCUCCCAAAUAACACAUAAGAGACCCAAGAACAAAGAAAGCAUGGAUCACGAUCACAUGCCUCCACCACCACCACCACCAUCAUCCAUGAUGAACAAUGGAUCCAUGAAAAGAGGAGGAAAUCAAGAGAUGAUGAUGAUGCACAUGACUUUCUAUUGGGGCAAGAAUACGGAGGUUCUCUUCUCCGGUUGGCCGGGAACAAGCUCCGGCAUGUAUGCACUUUGUCUCAUAUUUGUCUUUUUCCUCGCCUUCCUCACCGAAUGUCUUGGUCACUCCCCUUUCCUCCGUGGCACCACCGGAGAUUCAGCUAAUGCCGCAUCCGGACUCGUCCAAACAGUCGUGUACACCCUACGUACCGGCAUCUCUUAUCUAGUAAUGCUCGCCGUCAUGUCAUUCAACGCUGGCGUGUUUAUCGCCGCCCUCGCCGGUUAUGCCAUCGGUUUCAUGUUGUUCGGAAGCCGAACUUUCCGGAAUCCCUCUGGUGACAGGGAAACUUACGAGAUUCCUCCCCCAGUUUGUGCUUGUUGAUUGUGAUAUAUGCAUAUAGAUUGAUCCAUACUUGUAUUUCUAACUAGAGAUGUAGGGGUUGUAGUUUUCUUGGAUUGUUUUGUCACAAAACUUUUGUGGGUUGGGUUGUUCUUGAGGUUCAUGUAUGUGUUAGUGUGAGGAGGAAUUUUUUAUUUUUUGCCU
Molecule: messenger RNA, 821 nt
Organism: Raphanus sativus (radish)
Lineage: Eukaryota; Viridiplantae; Streptophyta; Magnoliopsida; Brassicales; Brassicaceae
Product: copper transporter 1-like
Exons: 1
Coding region: 174-659 (161 amino acids)
Biological process (GO): intracellular copper ion homeostasis; copper ion transmembrane transport
Cellular component (GO): plasma membrane
Molecular function (GO): copper ion transmembrane transporter activity
Source: RefSeq, a predicted model, not a curated record